GAAUUCCAGAGUGCGCACUGUGUUUACUUCCUUCAAUAUUUCCAACACGGCAGUCAGAGGACAAGAAGCAGAAGCUGAAGAGACAACAAAUAAAGCAGUCGCUAAAGUUGCAGCGACCAUCUCUGCUCACUUCCCCCCGGCUAAAAUGCCUUUCCUGGGCAAGGACUGGAGGUCACCUGGAUGGAGCUGGAAAAAGACAGAUGAUGGCUGGAAAAGGAUUAUCUUCUAUGGACAUGAGUUGGAAGAUAACAACAAAGAAAUAGACUUGAAAGCGCUCUGCAGUGACAACAAAGAGAAUGUGUUUGUUGGGGAAGUGUGUGAGCUCGCCAGCACAAAGAGGAAAAAGGACCUCUACAACAAUAACACCAAAUCUCAGUUUGUUUUCACAGAUAAAUGGAUAUAUGUGCAGAAAGGCAGCACGAAAGAGCGACAUGGAUACUGCACGCUUGGUGAAGCCCUCAACCGUCUAGACUUUUCCAGUGCCAUUCAGGACUUAAGUAGAUUCAACUAUGUUGCAAAACUUUUCCAGCUUAUAGCCAGGUCUCAGCUGCGCAAUUUGAGUGGAGCUGCUCAGAAAAACUAUUUUAAUAUACUGGAGAAGAUUGUACGAAAGGUUCUAGACGACCACUACAACCCGCGCCUUGUGAAGGAUUUGCUGCAGGACCUGAGCUCGACACUGCACAGUCUGGCCAUUCAUGUCGGCAGGUGUGUCCUCGUGGGAAACGUCAACAUCUGGUUGUGCAGACUAAAGACCAUUCACGAAUGGAAGCAGCAGCUCAACAACCUGCACAUCCCUAAGCAAAUUUGCAAUGGCGUGUCAUUCAACGAAUUGCCGCUACACACACAAAACGACAUCCUCUGCAAGUUAUCUGAUGCCUGUGACAUCAUUAACCUGGGACAGGCCACGCCUACUCUGCAGAGCCUCAGUGAGAGCAGCAUCCUGUGGAAGAAACUCUGCCACUUCCACUUCUCAGACAAACAGUUCUGUAAGAAUUUGGUCCUAUCCAAAAGUGAUCAUGUGGACUGGAAGCUGAUGUAUUUCACCUUGAGGAAACAUUAUCCAAUGAGGGAGCAGUACGGCGACACCCUGCACUUCUGCAAACACUGUAGCAUCCUCUUCUGGCAGGACUGUGGCCAUCCGUGCACAGCCAUCGAUCCGGACAGCUGCCUCAUGCCCAUUUCUCCGCAGCACUUUAUCGAACUCUUCCAGUUCUAAACCCUCCAUGUUUAUCUUCAAGCGAAGCGUCCGUUUACACGAGACUCUUAUGUCAUUUACCGAAAUACAAAGGGCUUAAACUGAAAGAGAUUACUUGUUUAUGUCUUCAUUUCUUUACGCACAAGGGUUUCCACUAGAAAUAUUAAAUGUGUAAUAUUGGUGAAAUAUUCCUCCUGCUGCACAAAUGUUUUGUCUUCUUGGCUAACAAAAUCUGUUCUUCAUUGAGGAAAGACAAAAUAAAAUGUCAAUGUAAGGUGAAAAUGUGAAAGAUUUAUAUGUAAAAGGAGUUGUAGCAUGUUUAUGGUAGGUAAGUGGUUAUAUGUAAUGUUUAAGAGUUUUUUUAAGUUGUCAACAUUUAUAUUGAGGCAGAGUAAGAUGACUCGUGUUCAUUGUUCGUUUAGUGUGGUUAAACUAAGCUGCUUUUUACUCUGUACUGUUUUGGUGGUAUUGUUCUGCAAUAACUGAACGCAUGUCUGUUUACAUACGGUAUGUUGUCCUCAGUGAAUUCUUUUUGUGCUCUUUGUACAUUGAAGGAAAAAAUAUGUAAAACUCCAUUAGCUAGACAUGUUUUUACUGCGUACUUUUGCCAGAGAAAAUGUUAAACAUUAUUUAUGAAAGAAAACAUUUUUUAACUUUCUUCCAACUUUUGUAAUCAUUAUUUAACGUCUCAAUACUUACUUGGGACAGGAUUGAACUUGCUAUAAAUAAUUAAAUAUUUCUAAAAACAUGUUUCUGGGCGGGGAAUUAUUUUUUACGAUCUUCAUUUAGUUUUAACUGUAGUUUCCACUCCAUGGAUAUUAAUGUUUUGCUACCUUAAAAAGCAAUGAAAAUAGUUUGUCAUUGACCAUUGGAGCAAUAUUUCAUGCUUAAUAG
This is a messenger RNA of Notothenia coriiceps (black rockcod), 2089 nucleotides long. RefSeq names its product F-box protein 25 (gene fbxo25). Gene Ontology annotation, cellular component: SCF ubiquitin ligase complex; nucleus; cytoplasm. Bases 146 to 1216 code for a protein of 356 amino acids. Gene Ontology annotation, molecular function: protein binding. The record is from RefSeq and is a predicted model, not a curated record. Gene Ontology annotation, biological process: protein ubiquitination. The transcript has 10 exons. Lineage: Eukaryota; Metazoa; Chordata; Actinopteri; Perciformes; Nototheniidae.